Messenger RNA from Suhomyces tanzawaensis NRRL Y-17324, 831 nucleotides. RefSeq names its product succinate dehydrogenase cytochrome b subunit SDH3. Gene Ontology annotation, biological process: mitochondrial electron transport, succinate to ubiquinone; tricarboxylic acid cycle. Gene Ontology annotation, cellular component: membrane. The transcript has a single exon. Lineage: Eukaryota; Fungi; Ascomycota; Pichiomycetes; Serinales; Debaryomycetaceae. The record is from RefSeq and is a predicted model, not a curated record. Gene Ontology annotation, molecular function: succinate dehydrogenase activity; electron transfer activity. The coding region runs from base 339 to 788 and encodes 149 amino acids.
UAGCAAGCAGCCAGUAUAGAUACAAGAUGUUGCGUUCCGGUUUAGGAUUAUUGAGACGUAUGUGAGCGGAGAGAGGAGUGCUGCCGUCAAGCGGACGGAGCGGAGAGCAGGAGUGGAAAGACUGGAAAGACUGGAACAGAAGACGAGUGAAGAAAGACCUCAGCCAUGAAGGCUGGAACAGGAAGGAUAUUCCUGAGUGAAGCUCUUGCAGCGGCACUGUGUUGCUUCCAGAGCUGUGCUACUGUUGAUUCCAGAGUAUACUGCUGCCUCGGACUGUUGACGAACCGUACUAACAUCUAGCUACCUCCCGUGUUAUGGUGCCUUCCAGGGCUGCCGUCAUGAGCAUCCGUGGUGUUGCUUCCGUCAAAGCUUCCCACGACCAGGAACAGGAGAUUUUGGUUGCCCAACGUAAGAACAGACCCCUCUCCCCAGAUCUUACCAUCUACAAGCCACAAUUGACUUGGGUUUUGUCGGGUUUGCACAGAGUCACUGGUGUUGCCAUGGCUGGUGGAUUCUAUGCCUUGACCUGUGGCUACGCUGCUUCGUCGAUCUUUGGUUUGGGCUUGGAUUCCGCUGCUUUGGUCUCUGCCUUCACCGCGUUGCCAUUGGGAGUCCAAUUCUUGGCCAAGGCUGUUAUGUCAUACCCAUUCGUUUUCCACUCCUUCAACGGUAUCAGACAUUUGGUCUGGGAUACCGGUAGAGAAUUGACUCUCAAGGGGGUUUACAGAACUGGGUACGUUGUUUUGGGACUUACUGCCACUCUUGGUUCCUACCUCAUCUUCUAUUAAAUCUUGCAUUUACGUAUUUAUUCUUUAAAACCAUGAAACUGUG